GGUAGUCCCCUGGUUAUACUUCAGUGGCUAUACUUCACUUUAAGUUACAGAGUCACUAAUGAUCCUCUGUGGAGGCAGCGGGGAACUUCACAGACCGCCAGCAUCUCAGGCAGGCCUAAAUCCAGAGAAAUCCGACCGUGUCUCAAGCAGUAGCAGCCUCAGGGUCCGCAGGAUCCCUGGGUCUGGGUCUGUCGAACCGUCCUUCGUCCUCCGUGUUGACUCCUGUCUGCCUCUGCCUGCCCCUUCAACCAUCCUGGUCUUCCCCCGGUCGGCAAACACCCUCUCCUCCUCUCCUCCUCCUCCUCCUCCUCCUGCCUACGACCUACACUCCCUCACGACCAUCACGACCAUCACAACCGCCCCAAACCCGUCUUCUGCUAGUCAAUAAUCCGCGUCAUUCGACUCUGCCGGCUGUGCUGGGUCGUGUGACGUCGAGCAGGUCGCCAUCGGCGAGGUUGGCUCAGCGCUCGUGCCUCCUCCCGGUCGUCAUCUCAUCCCUCCUUCAGUCCCUCUCUCUCCCCCUCGAUCCCGGCCCUGUUCUCGCUCUGCUCUCGUCCUUGGGUACUUCGCAGGAAAUAACCAUCGCCGUCCUUCGAUAAUUUGUUGAUAACUCGACUCUGCCCCCUCCGUUCUUUCGAUCUUCCUGCGAGCUGUGCUAUUUUGGGACUCUCCCCAGCCCCAGAUUUUCUCUCGCCGCAUCGAAGCGACCAGACAGACGCCCUUUUUUUCUUCUUCUUUUCUGUUAUUUUCUUUUUUUUUUUUUCUUUCGCAUCAUCCAACCCCCUCUUUCCAGUCAGAGCAUCCAAUCC
Messenger RNA from Penicilliopsis zonata CBS 506.65, 809 nucleotides. RefSeq lists its product as hypothetical. The record is from RefSeq and is a predicted model, not a curated record. The transcript has a single exon. The coding region runs from base 59 to 388 and encodes 109 amino acids. Lineage: Eukaryota; Fungi; Ascomycota; Eurotiomycetes; Eurotiales; Aspergillaceae.